GCGAGUGCAUUCGAGUUCGCGCAUGCGCACUUGAUGGGAAACGUGAAUGAAAACGGGCAGCUAUGCCGCGCGCUUGCAGAGAACGGGCUGGACUCGUCGGCUUGGAGCAUCGGCCGGUGUACCGGAGGACCGACCCGGGGGCUGGCGGACCGGGAGGCUGCUGACGGCGCGUGUCUUUCAACGGGCAAAACCUCCUCCAGAAACUGCUGCCAAAAAAAAAGAGGAAGAAGAAAAAUAAAAGGACCCCAACAACACAACAGCAGUCGACAAAAAAAAUAACCCGUUUCUCCUCUCAUCUCCUUCGGCUUUCAUCUCCCGACAGAGGCACGGACGGAGGCAUCAGCAAUGUUGCUGCUAAAUGUCUAGGAUUUGUUAGCGGUGGUCUCGUCGUUGAUAUCCGCUGUGGACUGAACAGAACACGGACUGCAAGCCACAACAGAGGGCUUCACUAUGGUUUUAUUGGCACGCGGCAGUAGGAGAUGUCUUCAUAGCUGCUGUAUGGGGACGUUAUGCUUGCAGUUGUUGCUGUGGAUUUUAUGUGCCGUGAAGGGGGAGAGUCAGACCUUCAGUGUCGAGGCUUGGCUCCAGAUGUAUGGCUACCUCCCUCCUGCAGACCCCAGAAUGGCAGUGCUACGUUCUGCCAAAGUCAUGCAGUCUGCUAUUGCUGCCAUGCAGCGCCGCUACGGCCUAAAUGUCACAGGAACUCUGGACAGCAACACCAUAGACGAUAACACCAUAAGGUGGAUGAGGCAGCCCAGGUGUGGUGUUCCCGACCAGAUAGGCGGUACGUCCAAAGUCAGUGUCAGGAAACGGCGGUACGCCCUCACAGGCCAGAAGUGGCAACAUAAACAUAUCACAUACAGCCUAAAAAACGUCACGCCCAAGGUGGGUGAUGAGAAAACCCAUGACGCCAUACGGAGAGCUUUUGACGUUUGGCAAAAGGUGACGCCGCUGCGCUUCGAGGCGGUUCCCUACAACGAGCUACAGAGGACCAAGAAAGAUGUGGACAUCACCAUCAUCUUUGCUUCGGGUUUCCAUGGCGACAGCUCACCCUUUGACGGCGAGGGCGGCUUUCUCGCCCAUGCCUACUUUCCAGGGCCGGGAAUAGGAGGAGACACGCACUUUGACUCGGACGAGCCGUGGACACUGGGCAACCCAAACCAUGACGGAAACGAUUUGUUCCUGGUGGCAGUUCAUGAACUCGGCCAUGCUCUUGGUCUUGAACACUCCAACGAUCCAACGGCCAUCAUGGCCCCUUUCUACCAAUACAUGGAUACAGACAACUUCAAGCUGCCCAUGGAUGACCUUAUGGGCAUACAGAAGAUAUAUGGCCCGCCUGAUAGGAUUCCCCAGCCCACGAAGGCUUUGCCCACGGCUCCCCCUCCCCGUUCCCAUCCACCCUCAGACCCCCGUAAGCCAGACAGACAGCCCCGGCCCCCAUGGCUUCCCCCCGGAGACACUCCGUCACCUCCAAAUGCUAAACCAAACAUCUGCGACGGAGACUUCAACACCUUGGCCAUACUAAGACGGGAGAUGUUCGUCUUUAAGGACCAGUGGUUUUGGCGAGUGCGAGACAACUCUGUACCGCCAGGAUACCCCAUGCGCAUCAGCGUCUUCUGGAGAGGCCUCCCACCCAAAAUCGACGCAGUGUACGAGAACAGCGAGGGCAAAUUUGUCUUCUUCAAAGGAAAACAGUUCUGGGUAUUUAAGGACACAAUGUUGCAGCGUGGAUACCCAAAGGACAUCACCCAGUUCGCUCGUGGAAUGCCUUCCCAGAGCUUUGAGACCGCGGUGUGGUGGGAAGACGUAGCCAAGACCUACUUCUUUAAAGGGGACAGGUAUUGGCGUGCCAGUGAAGAAUUGGGAACCAUGGACCCUGGCUAUCCAAAGCCCAUAUCGGUUUGGAGGGGCGUGCCUGAUUCACCACAGGGGGCCUUUGUCGACAAAGCAACCGGUUUUACCUACUUCUACAAGGGGAAGGAAUACUGGAAGUUCAACAACCAGCUCCUGCGGGUGGAGCCCGGCUACCCGCGCUCCAUCCUCAAAGACUUCAUGGGCUGCGAUCUCAGGCCGAUCGACCCCGGCCGUCCACCAGCCGAUGACGGCGACACGGACGUGGUGAUCGAGCUGGAAAACGGGGCGGACACGGUGAAGGCCAUAGUCAUCAUCAUUCCGUGCGUGCUCGCGCUGUGUGGGGUGAUGGUGGUCUACACCGUGGUGCAGUUCAAGAAGAAGGGCACGCCGCGCCACAUACUGUACUGCAAACGCUCCAUGCAGGAAUGGGUCUGACGCAUUUGAACGAACAAAGGGGUGGGAGGGAAGGGAGAGGCUGGUGAAGGAAAAAAAAAAAAGAACAGCCUCACUUUUAUCGAGGAGGAUAGCCGACUUUGGAAAUGUUUCUCUAGAAACGUAUGCCUCCUCCUCCUCUUGGGUGGUCUGACACCUUUGCUCAGACCCUCUGAAACAUCCGGACAGACUGACUGUGGACCGUCGUGUAAAGGCGGCCCUUUAACUUAAUGCUGACUCCAUCAGCCCCAGCCUUUUUAACAAACAGGGGAGCUGAGGGGGGUCCUCGUUGGGAAGGACACUUUGUCCAAAUCCAAAAAGAAAAGAAAAAAGGUGAAACAAAGAAGGUCAGCAUCACUUUGUAUCUCAGAAACUUGACUUUUUGUCCCUUUCCUGUUUUUGUUUAUAUUUCUCUGCCUUCUGCUUUUAGUCAGAGGGAGGACCUUCAGGGGCGCCGAAUUACCAUCUGUCAUAUCAAGUUCUGAAAAAAAAAACUCUUUUCUAUUGCCUGAACUGGAUACUCAUUCCACCCAACUCUCUUGAGAUGCCCCCCCCCCCUCCAAAAAAAAAAUAUAAAACCCUACGCUUAUCACACAACUUUUCUGUUCUGUUUUGUUUUUAUGUCAGAAAUCAUUUUAAUUGAUUUGAGAAAGGAGGUCCUCACUAUUCCCUUUAAGACACUCCUAAGACCAAACCAAAAGAAUACAUUUGUCUCCAAAGAGGAUCACUUUUCUGUUAAUCUCUACUUCAUGUUUGUUGCAGUUUCUUCAUCAUUCCGUUUUUUUCUGGAUUUUUAUGGUGAUUUAGAGUCAGGGAGCUCUGACUGUUGUGGCAGUCUGUUUGAGACACAGGGGCCAAAUUUUCUGCAAUAUUUUAACGCGCCUUAAUUAUCCUUUUAUAUGAUUUUUUUGUUGUGCCUGCUUUUGCUCUUCCUUGUGUUUUUCCUUUAUGUUUUUUAAAAUACUGCUCUUGUUUUCUUUUGUGUUUAAAAGAAGCUGAAAUAAGUGCUUCUUGUGGUUGGUUUUCCAUGGAUGUUAUUUUUUAUUAUAUUACCCAAAAUCCUCAGCACUGGCUUGCUGAAAUAUUGUGGGCAGAACAAACAGUAGAGUCAGCCUCUAUCGAGAGUAUCAUUGGAAAAUUCUGGAGUAAAGCCACUAUUUUGUGCGUGUUACGAUUUCUGUUCUAUUAUUUUGUUAUCUCUGUACAGCAAAAAAUCCAAGCCAAUGAGAGCUUCAGGGUCUGAUUUUGGAUUUGUCCUUGCCUUGGAUUUGUCCCACAAUGCUCUUUCCCGAGGACCUACAACAUGGGACAACCAGUCAAGAUCAGUGCCUAUGUCAGCAUGCACGCAAGCAUCCGCUGUACACGCAAACAGUUCCAAUCUACGUGGCUUUGGAGUUUGGUUGACAUUUUCUGCUUUAUUGUUACCCCUUUUUUUCAGCGUUUUUCACUCCCCUAUUCCCUUCUUACAGGUACAAGUAAAUCUAAAAGUAUAAAAGAAAAAAAAAGAAGAUACUGAGAGAAUCAAUGGUACAUAUGCAAAUUUAGAAACAACCGUAAUGGGUGAUUGGCGGUUUUAGAUUGGCCUCUACAAGCCUCUCAUAAACGCUAUGUGUCUUUGAACGUGUUUGCUUUUUCAUGGUCACUUACCGUGUUGGAAUCCUUCCUGUUUUCUGGUCAUAAUUGGAAUCGGAACGUCUCACUUUUCUUUGUGUAAGAUUCUGGGACAGCCAGAAAACAUGUCCUGACUGAAUGAAUAAAAUGGUCAAUAUAUGGUAAAGAGC
Messenger RNA from Oryzias latipes (Japanese medaka), 4067 nucleotides. RefSeq names its product matrix metallopeptidase 16a (membrane-inserted) (gene mmp16a). Gene Ontology annotation, molecular function: metalloendopeptidase activity; zinc ion binding. The record is from RefSeq and is a predicted model, not a curated record. NCBI's taxonomy places the organism in Eukaryota, Metazoa, Chordata, Actinopteri, Beloniformes, Adrianichthyidae. Gene Ontology annotation, cellular component: extracellular matrix; plasma membrane. Gene Ontology annotation, biological process: skeletal system development; proteolysis; collagen catabolic process.